UGGCAGAUUACGGGCCUGGCAGCAGCAAUGGGAGGCCCGUAAUCUGCCAUGGGCCCCUGUACCGCCUCCUCAUGCUGCUGCCAGGUCCAGAGUGUGUCAUGGGUCCCUGUACGGCCUCCCAUUGCUGCUGUCUCCAUCGCCACACUCUGCCAUGUGCCACUUUCAGGUCUCCUCACACUGCUGGUGGGUUCCAUUUUGUCAUAGGGUGCUGUAUGGCCUCCCAUUGCUGCUGCCUCCACCGCCACACUGUGGCUCCACACUCUGGUUUUGGCCCCGUGACUGCCCAAAUGAGUGAAGUGUGCGGUGAUUCUAAGAUCGACGGCACUCAUCUGCAUGUCAUACUG
Molecule: messenger RNA, 344 nt
Organism: Staurois parvus
Lineage: Eukaryota; Metazoa; Chordata; Amphibia; Anura; Ranidae
Source: the annotation of a GenBank genome assembly